GUGGUUUUGAUCGGUGAGUCUGGAGUGGGCAAAACCAACCUCCUCUCCCGCUUCACCCGCAACGAGUUCAACCAUGACAGCCGCACCACCAUCGGGGUGGAGUUCUCUACGCGCACUCUGACGCUGGAUGGGCAAUUGGUGAAGGCGCAGAUCUGGGACACGGCCGGACUGGAGCGCUAUCGAGCAAUCACAUCCGCUUACUACAGGGGUGCCGUCGGAGCACUUUUGGUGUACGACAUCACCAAGCACCAGUCCUACGACAGCAUAGAGCGCUGGUUGAAGGAGCUGUAUGACCAUGCAGAUGCCAGUAUCAUUGUCAUGUUGGUGGGCAACAAGAACGACCUGGCAGAUGAAGCUCGCGAAGUGCCCUCCGAGGAAGCCAAGAUGUAUGCAGACAGCAAUGGACUGUUGUUCAUAGAGACCUCUGCGCUUGAUUCAACCAAUGUGGAACUGGCUUUCGAAACAAUCCUUAGAGGUGAGGGCAGUCAAUGUGCUCCAGUCUAUGACUUUGUCUAG
Molecule: messenger RNA, 516 nt
Organism: Staurois parvus
Lineage: Eukaryota; Metazoa; Chordata; Amphibia; Anura; Ranidae
Source: the annotation of a GenBank genome assembly